AAAAUAAAAUUAUAUUCUGAUUCCAGAGCCAGAGCGCCGUCAUUACAAACUAAAUCUUCUAACUUGCACAUGUGUUUGCACUUGCUUUGUCCAGCCCUUUACAGAAUAGGAAUAUUUUAAAUGAAUGUUCCAAUUGUUGUAACAGUCAUGUUGCUGCCCUUCCCUCUUUGUCGAUGAGAGUAAUGUCGUUUUAUCACCCUUAAAACAAAGGAGGAAAAAAGAGAGAGAGAAAAAAACAAACAGUUAGCAGGUUUAACUGGUUCUUGAGUUUGUUUAUUGUAAUAAGGAAGGUGUUGAGGGAACCGGUUGGGUGUGGUUUACAAACAAAUCUGCUUUGUCACGUCACUAUUAUGACUGCUAUUGCCAGCUACACAUGCGUGUGUCAUAAUUCCAAUUUUUUUUGUGUUUUGAGGCCAUGAUUUUCAUCAAAACUAAAUUGCGCAUUACUUGCCUGUUCUUAUUCAUCCAGCUCGCAGCUUUGCUGCUCUGCAAGGGAUAUCAGAAAAAGGUAACCUACAUCUUUCAGAUUUUCUGUGAGCCAGACGCCACCAGUUCAUCGGGCCUCAACCACACUGCCUCAGACAGCAAUGGAACCUACUGUCCAGGGACAUCCAUUUUGACAGGUGGACCCCUUGUUGUCAACUUUCCAUCAGGGCUCAUUCUAGCCGAUGUUGAGAAGAAAAAUCCACUGGUAACUCCAGGAGGAUGUUACAGCCCCCCUGACUGUGAGGCAAGACAUCGAACAGCCAUCAUAAUUCCUUACAGACACAGGGAAAACCACUUGAAGUACCUGCUCUAUCAUUUACACCCGUUCCUGCAGAGACAACAGCUCAGUUACCAGAUUUAUAUUAUUAAUCAGGCUGGAAACCACACAUUUAACAGAGCGAAGUUGAUGAAUGUGGGUUUUCGGGAGGCCAUGAAGAAGGAAGACUGGGACUGUCUCAUCUUCCACGAUGUGGACCUUAUUCCAGAAGAUGACCGAAACUCAUACACCUGUGACUCAAAUCCUAAGCAUGCAGCCAUUGCCAUGGACAAGUUUGGCUAUGGACUUCCAUACAGUAUGUAUUUCGGAGGAGUAAUAGCUUUGACACCAUUGCACUACCUCAAAAUGAAUGGUUUUCCCAACAACUAUUGGGGUUGGGGAGGGGAGGAUGAUGAUAUUGCAUUCAGGGUGCUUUUAACGGGAAUGAAAGUUGUUCGCCCAAAACUGCAGGUGGGACGUUACAAGAUGAUAAGACAUACGUUGGACCAAGGAAAUGCUAUAAACCAAAAUAGGUUUGAGAUGCUGAGCAAAGCAAGACAGACCUGGAGGUUAGAUGGAAUGAACACGGUUGAAUAUGAACUCAUCACACAGCAAUACAUGCCUUUGUAUACCAACAUCACUGUCAACAUUGGUACUCAGGAUGGUCUACAUUCACAUCUUUCAGCAGUAAAGAAAUAAAGCCUCUACCUUCCAAAGAGCAAAUUUCUAUUCUCAACUGAGUAUUGUGUGAUAACGGUUCAAAUUUAGCACAAACCUUACCAGCAUGUCAUUGUUUGGAACAGGUGACUGGUGAGUCAUGGAAGUAUAAACUCUCUUACCACGAAUUGUACAUAUAUACCCACAUACAGUGGAACCUCGAGAUUUGUGCACCUCAAGAUACAAGUAUUUUGAGAUCUUGCUUCGAGAUACAGCAAUAAUCACUAUAUUGUUUUCCAUUUAAUAUUAUUAUAUUUCUAUUUGACAUAAUAUUCUAUACUAUACACAGACUCUUGUAUAUAUGUGUG
Messenger RNA from Cynoglossus semilaevis (tongue sole), 1767 nucleotides. RefSeq names its product beta-1,4-galactosyltransferase 3. Gene Ontology annotation, biological process: carbohydrate metabolic process. The coding region runs from base 416 to 1441 and encodes 341 amino acids. The record is from RefSeq and is a predicted model, not a curated record. Gene Ontology annotation, cellular component: Golgi apparatus. Gene Ontology annotation, molecular function: galactosyltransferase activity. The transcript is spliced from 6 exons. Lineage: Eukaryota; Metazoa; Chordata; Actinopteri; Pleuronectiformes; Cynoglossidae.